AUGUCUACCUUAUCGCCAAAAUAUCAACAGUACCUAUCGAUGGCAGAUGACAUCCAACCUUCAGAUCCCUCAAGCAGUCAACUGAAUAGUGAGAACAUCUCAGAAGUCAUGCGAUUUAUCCAAACCCAUGUGUCUUCACAAGGGUCUUCACAUUCAAGCGGAGCUCGGGAAAUGAUAAAGGCUGGACAAAGACGUAUACGACUGGCUCUUCGCAAUAAGAAAGGAGCGGACCCGAAGAUAAAGACCGACGAAACCUCUCGACACAUGUUGGCACUCCAACAAGAAGGUUAUCUCACUUCGUCUCUAGCUCGCAAACCAGGCCAUAAGAGUGCCGAUUCCACGGCAUCUACUUCGAGGUCCGUCUCGAGCCUCAGUUUUAAAUCAAACCCGAAACGGGAUGUCGAAACUAUCGGUCAACCAUGGCUGGAAGAUCCGCUCGAGGAAAGGCAUUCGCCCAGUUCUAACGGCAGUCAGGUGUCGUCACUCGACCUUCGAGAUCUUGCGUCCUUUGUUGAGGCUGCAGUGAACUUCUCUUGUCAGCCCGAAAGUCUCGCCCCUUCUGAGCACAACAGCUUGAAGGGUAUCGAGCAACCUCUCGGUCAGAAUCCUGCCUCCCCCACAAGGCCAGGACAAACCCCAAGGCCUCCAGCACCGUUGGUGACCAAACCUAAUACCUCAGUCAAUUCAGGUUUGAGCAGCUCAAGUGGUAACAAUGGGACCGAGACCUCAACACCGUCGCAGCCUAGUGAAUCGCGCCCAGCAAACAUUUUGCCGAAUACAGAAUUUCACGAACCUCUCGAAGACGUCAAGUCAAAAGAAGAAACCCGAACACUCGUCGCGAAAUUCCCCCAACCGUCAGCCGGCUUACAGAGUUCAUCCGCUCCAACAACACCGGCUUUAAAGCUCUUCCCUGACACCAUGCCUCCACGCAUCUCUAGUAAAGGGGCCUUGCGCAUUCCAAAUACCCGUGCGCCAACCCCUCACCGGCCUAUGUCAGGCACGUCGACCUCUGUCCCAAAAGUCUCUGCAGCAGCUGUCUCCGAAUCGAAGAGCCGAGAAACCAAAGUUUUGUCCCACGCCUUGCCUAAGAUUCAGGAAGCCCCUCGGGAGGCACACAAUGAAGACCUAGCUGCUGCUGAGCGACAAGAAUGCACUUUGAACCAUGACGAAGCGAGCCCGGUGCAAGAGAACUUUCCCCAAGCAAAAAAUAUACGGCGGUCCUCAUCUCUCCCAAUGGAAACGAUCGAGGCCUUUCCUCUCCCAGCACCGUUAAGACCACUUCCUACAGUUCCUAAGCCAGAGUUGCAAGACUUAGAAUCCACGAACUUGAUAUCCUCAGAAGACAAACAGCCCAAUCAACGCGAGCCAAAGCAAUCAGAUCUUGAUCCUCCAUUUGAACCUUCUUCCAAAAUAAGAAGCUCAAAGAAUGCCGCAGAGAAUGACAAUAGUUCUCUACAUGCCCGAGUGACACCAUCGCCGAGACUAGUAUUAGGUGCUAAAGAGCCAGCAAUUGCACAGAGCAGAAGUGCGGAAACGGAUCCAUCUGGCGAUUCCGGAUCUAACCCAUUCGUAAGAACCAAACAAAGUCGAGCAGAAAGGGCGCGUUCAUUGAGAAUGCAAGACCUUGCCACGAAUCGCAUCUAUCUUGACGGUUUUAAUGACAGCCAAAAUGAAGAGCGGCAAUCGUCUGAGUCACUCCGAGAGCCGGCAAUUGUGGAAAAUCGGGAUUAUAAAGCCCGAAUUCAUGCUGACCGACGAUGCCGAAGAGAAGCCUCGUCAAGUCAUUCAUCACCACCACCACCUCCCCCUCCAUCCAAUCCUCUACGGCACUCGUUCCCCGUACGACACAACUGCACUUCCCCAGGGAGCUCAAAGGCGGAAACUCGCGAGAGUAGCGAAACUUUGCCUAUCCCAUCUUCCAGCAGAACCUCUCGGGCGUACCGUAGUAGUCGUGCACAGAGUGCAGACACGAAACGUGAAAAUCCCACCCUGGAACCCCGUAUCCCCGAUCUCUCAGAGGCUCCUCUUCCUUCCUCAGAUGACGAGGUCACAGCAGGCGGGGUGUCCAUGCCACAGCCACGGGCGACAUCCGGGCGACGUCGACGAUCGAAACACGCACCUAUUGUUGUUGAUGAACUACCUUCUCACAGGGGACGUUCAUUGAAAAAGCACUACUCGAGAAACAUAAGCCCCCCAACACCACAGGGCCGUCGAAAGCAUGUUCCAGGGAAUCGCACACACAAGCAUCGUUCUCAGGGUUACCAGUCUUACAACUCUCAUGACUAUCAAGUUCCAGAGCCGAAGCCGAACCCUUCUCUCGAAGGGCGUAUCGAACACCUGGAGCGGCAAAACAAGAUCCUCCAGGCUGCGCUCCUCGCAGCUCUGGAUGUCGGGAUCAAACAGGAUCUUUCAAGUAUUCUGGGAGAAUCGACUGCGUCGUUCUCUACAAAUGCAAUCCAUCCACUCAGGGGACGGUCUUCCUCAGCUACGGUCAAUACCUCUGCCUCGGAGGAGCCCAAAAUCACACACGACAGACAUAAGAUGCACGACAAGCAGGAAAGACCCACCGGUAAAGGCAAACCUUUUUACCGACCAGAAAGUUGGAUUGCCAGUCCUGAUUCAUUCGGGAAAGACAGUUAUGCUAGUGAGGACAGUUCCAACGCCAGAGAACUGGAGGAUAUGAUUGAAGAAUUCGACCUCAACUGGGAGUCAGACAACUCACCAGCCAGCCAGAGGACCCGAAUUAUGUUUUAA
Molecule: messenger RNA, 2754 nt
Organism: Aspergillus ochraceoroseus IBT 24754
Lineage: Eukaryota; Fungi; Ascomycota; Eurotiomycetes; Eurotiales; Aspergillaceae
Exons: 2
Coding region: 1-2754 (917 amino acids)
Source: RefSeq, a predicted model, not a curated record